CUCUGCUGCCAGGCACCAGGAGCGCAGUGCUCAACACAGAAGCACGCACAGUAGAGGCGGAUGUCCUGAGCCGCCGCUGCGUCAUGAUGCGGCUGGGGGGUUUCUCCUACGAGCAGUACCAGAAGGCUCUCCGCCAGUCAGCUGGGGCUGUGGUCAUCAUCUUGCCACGAUCUAUCUCUUCUGUUCCACAGGAUGUUCAAUUCAUGGAGAUAGAGCCAGAAAUGCUUGCUAUGGAAACCAUUGUGCCAGUCUACUUUGCAGUGGAAGAUGAAGAGCUGCUGUCUAUCUAUGAACAAACACGGGCUGCUUCUGCAUCACAGGGUUCUGCCUCAGCUGCAGAAGUUCUGCUGCACACAGCAACUGCCAAUGGCUUCCAGAUGGUGACCAGUGGGGCCCAAAGCAAAGCUAUCAAUGACUGGCUUAUACCCAGUGUGGAGGGAAGGCUAACAGGCCUGGGUGGAGAAGACCUGCCCACAGUUGUGAUAGUUGCCCACUAUGAUUCUUUUGGAGUGGCUCCAUGGCUGUCACACGGUGCUGACUCCAAUGGCAGUGGUACCUCAGUGCUUCUGGAACUGGCCAGGCUGUUUUCCCGGCUCUACACCUACAGACGUACCCAUGCUGGGUAUAACUUGCUGUUCUUUGCAUCUGGAGGUGGCAAGUUUAAUUAUCAAGGAACUAAGCGGUGGCUGGAAGACAAUUUGGACCACACUGAUUCCAGCCUGCUGCAGGACAACGUAGCAUUUGUUCUCUGCCUCGAUACUCUGGGCAGAGGCAAUAGCCUUCAUCUCCAUGUCUCAAAGCCUCCCAAGGAGGGGACCUUGCAGCAUGCAUUUCUGAGAGAACUGGAGAUGGUUGUUGCCAGCCAGUUUCCAGAGGUGAAGUUUUCCAUGGUGCACAAGAAGAUUAACUUGGCUGAGGACAUGCUGGCAUGGGAGCACGAGCGGUUUGCGAUCCGACGCUUGCCAGCAUUCACCAUCUCCCACCUGGAGAGCCACCGUGACAGCCUCCGCAACAGCAUCAUGGACAGGAGGGCACGGAUAGACACUAAAGCACUGAUCAGGAAUACUAGGAUCAUUGCUGAAGCUUUGACAAGGGUCAUCUACAAUUUAACAGACAAGGGAGCACCUGCAGAUAUGCAGAUCUUCACAGAUCAGAUGCAGAUCCAACAGGAGCAACUGGAGUCAGUGAUGGACUGGCUGAGCAGUCAACCCAGGGCUGCCCAGCUGAUUGAUAAAGACAGCACCUUCCUCAACACCUUAGAAUAUUAUAUGGGACGCUACCUGAAGGAUGUCAAGCAGCAUCAUGUAAAGGCAGACAAACGGGAUCCUGAGUUUGUUUUCUAUGACCAGCUGAAACAGGUGAUGAAUGCAUACAGGGUCAAGCCAGCAAUCUUUGACCUGCUUCUAGCUGUCUGUAUUGCAGCCUACUUGGGCGUUGCCUAUGUUGCAGUGCAGCACUUUGGUCUCCUUUACAAGAUGAUACAGAGAUUAUCCCUUAAAACCAAGCAGCAGUGAAGCAACAAGUCAUCACCCACCCAGCAGCACUGAGCCAUCGGUGAGCCCAUCGGAAACCUUCUGCCUUCCAUUGAACCCUGCUAUUUCUCUUCCUCUUUGCUACUGUACAGAGGGGAGGAAGGCAUAAAGAAAAUGAAAUUUUAACUCUUGCGCACCUUUUAAGUGCUUUUCUUCUUCACCUUCUUCCCCUGACUUGCACCGUGUCUGUUUUCCUUUGCAUUUUGGUGAGAGAGAGGCUCAGAGACUCCACCAAUUCCUGCAGUCUUAUUCUGGGCAGCUUCUAUGAGUGUAAAACAAAGUCCAGCACCUUCAUGGACAUGUGUCAUACAGCCAACUUGGAAACCGAAACUACAGAGUGACGUGUUAUCUCUGCCCAGCAGACAAGGACUCGGAGCAGUUGUUUAAAAUUAAAGUGAAUGCAAUUAGCAUGUUUCCUUAUGGUACCUCUUCCUUAAAUUCACUGCCUGGCUUUAGUGAGGUGUGCUGAGCAAGCAAGCAAGCACCUUUUUGCAUUUUGUUUAGACUGCAGUAACUCAUGCCCUUUUAGGAGGUGCACUGUGAGUGAUCCUGACUGUUAUUGCCAGGACAAGGAAAGAUUGCUGAGAUGAGUUUCUGGUAUUAGGGUUCUUGCCAGGACAGGUUCUCUCCCAUCUGUGUUGGAGGAUGCAUUUUGCUGUGUACUUGGUUACUCUGGAAGUUUAUGGUCUUUGGACAGUUCACGGCUGCCAGCACUCUGUGCUAAAAUCUUGCUUGAUCUUUGGGGGGUGUUCUGUUGUCCCAGCUGCUGCAGGAUUGUGUUCUGCGCUGUUCCAUGUACUUAAACAAGCUGGUUGCAUCAAUAACAAGAGCAAGAGCAGCCCAGACCUGGAAAAUGUAUCAAGAUACUGACUACAGGUCCUAGACUAGUUGUAGUUCUAGAAGAUAACCUGAUGGAGUAUUGUUCCUGCCACCCUGCAAGGUUUGAGUCCUUCCUCUGAUCUGUCCUAUGUACAUGACGUCUUUUCACAAGCCACAGUGGAUACCUUUUUUUUUUUUAUUCUUCACACUACUACUUAUAAUUAAAAUAGUGUAUUUUA
Molecule: messenger RNA, 2590 nt
Organism: Manacus vitellinus (golden-collared manakin)
Lineage: Eukaryota; Metazoa; Chordata; Aves; Passeriformes; Pipridae
Gene: NCLN
Product: nicalin
Exons: 14
Coding region: 84-1514 (476 amino acids)
Biological process (GO): regulation of signal transduction
Cellular component (GO): endoplasmic reticulum membrane
Source: RefSeq, a predicted model, not a curated record